AUGUCUCAAGAAGCUACGAUCAUAGCAGUUGAUAAUAGUGAUUACAUGCGAAAUGGGGACUUCUUCCCAACACGUCUGCAGGCGCAAAAUGAUGCUGUUGGUUUGAUCUGCCAGAGCAAACGCCAACGCAAUCCAGAGAAUACCAUUGGUUUGUUGUCCCUUGCAAAUACCGAGGUACUCUGUACGCUAACAAAUGAUGUGAGUAAGAUAUACAAUCGUCUACACCUCGUGGAGCCAAAAGGCAGCAUCAUCUUCUGCUCAUCAAUAAGGAUAGCCCACCUCGCACUUCGUCAUCGUCAAUUGAGACAUCAGAAAAUGAGAAUCGUAUGUUUCAUCGGUAGUCCUAUAUUAGAGGAUGAAAAAGAAUUAACUAGGCUUGCCAAGCGUCUCAAAAAAGAGAAAGUUAAUGUCGAUAUUAUUAAUUUUGGUGAGAAUGAAACAAAUGAGCAAAAGUUAUCAGAAUUCAUCGACACACUGAAUGGAAAGGAUGGGACAGGUUCUCACCUCAUAUCUGUUGCCCCGGGGACAGUCUUACAUGAUACUUUGAUGACCAGCCCCGUUGUUGCUGGUGAGGAUGGUUCUGGGAUGGCUGGUGCUGGGUUAGGCUUGGAGUUUGGAUUAGAUGGGGCAGAGGAUCCUGAUCUACUCUAUGCCCUCAGAGUAUCAAUGGAAGACCAGCGCAUGCGUCAGGAGCAUGAGGUUAAUGGAGAUGGUAGUAAUACUUCAGUCGUAGCAACAUCGUUACCAGCUGGGUCAGGAACAUCCGAAGAAGCUAUGCUUCAGCAGGCUUUGGCUAUGUCAAUGCAAAUGAAUAAUACCGAAUCUUCAUCCUUGCCUAUGAUAUCGACCUGGCAGCUAUGUCAGAAGAAGAUCAGAUAG
Schistosoma mattheei is the source of this 879-nucleotide messenger RNA. The record is from the annotation of a GenBank genome assembly. Lineage: Eukaryota; Metazoa; Platyhelminthes; Trematoda; Strigeidida; Schistosomatidae.